Molecule: messenger RNA, 348 nt
Organism: Conger conger (European conger)
Lineage: Eukaryota; Metazoa; Chordata; Actinopteri; Anguilliformes; Congridae
Product: cornifin-like
Exons: 3
Source: RefSeq, a predicted model, not a curated record
AUUCUUUGCUUCUCUGUUACCCUUCCAUACCCAAACCCUGUUACCUUCCAUACCCCAACCCUGUUACCCUUCCAUACCCAAACCCUGUUACCUUCCAUACCCAAACCCUGUUACCAUUCCAUACCCGAACCCUGUUACCCUUCCAUACCCGAACCCUGUUACCCUUCCAUACCCAAACCCUGUUACCCUUCCAUACCCGAACCCUGUUACCCUUCCAUACCCGAACCCUGUUACCCUUCCAUACUCAAACCCUCUGCUUCUGUCUCUAGUAUCUGUAUCUACCUGUGGGCCCUGCUCCUCUGCCUGCCUGUGAACCAGGCGGUGCGCGGCUGUCCUAGCGUAGCGUAG